Humulus lupulus (European hop) is the source of this 1080-nucleotide messenger RNA. RefSeq lists its product as uncharacterized. The transcript has 5 exons. The record is from RefSeq and is a predicted model, not a curated record. Bases 1 to 1080 code for a protein of 359 amino acids. NCBI's taxonomy places the organism in Eukaryota, Viridiplantae, Streptophyta, Magnoliopsida, Rosales, Cannabaceae.
AUGGCAAACAACAAAAGAGAAGACAUUAAGAAUGAUUAUGGCAUUGAGUUGUCAUAUGGAAAAGCUUGGAGAUGCCGAGAGAAGGCUCUUUCUUAUGUUAGAGGGACACUGGAAGCAUCCUACCAGAAGUUACCAUCGUACCUGUUCAUGCUUCAACAGAAAAAUCCCGGGACGUUGACAGAUUUUGUCACUGAGGAGGAUCGGUUCAAAUAUUGCUUUUUCUCACUCGGAGUUAUCGCGCUGGAUGCAAAUAACCAUCUAUAUCCAGUUGCAUUUGGUAUUGUGGAUAAUGAGAAUCAUGAUUCUUGGAAGUAUUUCAUGUCAAAGCUAAAGGAAGCGAUUGGGGAAGUUGAGGACCUGGCGUUUGUAUCUGACAGGCAUGUAAGUAUUACACAUGCCUUGGAAACUAUUUUCCCCGAUGCCUAUCAUGGAAAUCUGAGUUCCACGCUAACUUUUGAAAAAAUCAAAUCAAAAUACCCAGCUAUUGCUCAAUACCUAGAAGGCAUAGGUUUUGAUAAGUGGUCCCAUGCUUACUUUCCUGGAAAUAGGUAUAAUAUAAUGACAAGAAAUUAUGCUGAAAGUUUCAACAAUAAGACCCGGGAUGCUAGGAGCUUUCCGAUAACUACAUUCGUCGAAUUUAUUCGCUUCACACUGCAGUCCUGGUUCUGUGAUAGGAGAGAAACUAGCAAGAAGAUAACUACAACUCUUGCACCGACCUAUGAGAAAAAUUUGAUUAUUGGUAUCCCAUGUGAUCAUGCACUAUCUGGAUCCCUUAAGCGAGGGGUGAACUUUUAUUCGCUGUGUUCAGAUUACUAUAAAAUUGAGACAUGGAAGUCCUCUUACACGGAAUCUAUAUAUCCUACUGGUAAAGAGGAAGAGUGGAUUGUUCCACAUGACAUUAUGACAAUAAAAGUGAGAACACCUGCACAAAAAAACCCGGUUGGUCUUCCAAAGAAGAAACAAGGUAGGCCUAAGAAGAAACGCCAUCCUUCCAAUGGAGAUAAAUUGGUUGUAGAACGCAAGUGCAACACUUGUGGAGGUCUAGGCCAUAAUAGGGCAACUUGUAAAGUUCGUGUUUGA